Molecule: messenger RNA, 2651 nt
Organism: Oryza sativa Japonica Group (Japanese rice)
Lineage: Eukaryota; Viridiplantae; Streptophyta; Magnoliopsida; Poales; Poaceae
Source: RefSeq, a predicted model, not a curated record
GAUUUUUCUUCACCUUUGUGCCAGCCCUCAGUUUGCCGUUCGUUUUGAGAGUAUCCACAGCUGGAUGUCCGCCUCGCAGAAUUUGCAUCGUCUCCCUGAGUUCUGUGUGAUCCCUGCAACAGGAGCCAGGACUUCCUAGGAUCGUCAUAAGAUCAAAUAUGGGCUCCGAUGACAAUAAAAGAUUUGAUGAUUUUCAUGUCAUCACAAACGGACCAGGAAGUGAUGCCUAUUCUAAUGAGGAAUCCAUCAAUCUAGAUUCCUAUAUUGCACCAAGCACAUCCUUCUGUAGCAAAAUCUACAACCCCCAAUUAUACGUGGAGAAAGGAAAUGGGACAACAGAUUGGUGCCAAACUAGUGGAGGAGACUAUCCUGAGAAAAGCAGCAUAAAUUCAGAUAUAACUCUCAGCUACAUAGAUAAGAUACUGAUGCAGGAGGACAUUGAUGACAGAGGCAAUGAAGAUACUGCUCUUCAAGCUAUGGAGGAGCCCUUCUAUGAACUUCUUGGAGAAAAGUAUCCGGCAUUCCCUCAGCAACAACCACUUUGUGUAUGUGAUCACCUGCAGAACCUCAGUGCCAACACUGACAAGUCUAAUGGUCACGCAUGCAAUACCUGGUCUGUCACUAGAAUGACAAACAUUAGCUCAAGUAUGAAUUCCAAUGGCAACUUUCAAGGGUUUCAGUUUCCAUGGAGUUUGUCUUCCAUUACUAGAGAGACAGAACAGUUCACUCAUCACUCAAAUAGAAUGGUUGUUGGUCUAAAAGUGGAUGGCCUUUCCAUUUCCGAAAAGCCUAGCCAGGACAAUUGUUCACUUCAAAUUGAUGCGCAUUACAUGAGGAAGCAUCCAUUGUUUGAGGUUCAUGAUAGAAAAAGUUAUCCGUGUAUUGAAGAUCUUGAUUUGUUAGAAGGAAGGAGCAACAAGCAGUAUGCUAUUUACUAUGAUGAACCGAUUCGGGAUGAGAUGUUUGACAACGUUCUACUAUGUUCUGAUCAUAAGCCUCUAGAUGAAGGUGUUAGUUUGAGCAGAGCCAUGACAAACAAUUCAAGCAAGUCUUCACAAAUUGGACAAGGAAAAACAUCAGCUCGGCGAAAGACAACAGGCAAAAGGAUACAAAAGAGAGAUGUUGUGGAUCUAAGAACCCUCCUUAUCAAUUGUGCACAAGCAGUAUCUGUGAGCAACCAUAGCCUAGCUAGUGACAUACUGAAGAUAAUAAGACACCAUGCUUCACCUACCGGGGAUGAUUCCCAAAGGCUAGCACUUUGCCUAGCGUAUUGCCUUGAUGUACGAUUAACGGGAACUGGAAGUCAGAUAUACCACAAGUUCAUCACCAAAAGGAGGAAUGUAAAGGAUAUUCUAAAGGUAUUCCAUGUGUGUCUCUCUACAUGCCCUUUCUUAACAGAACUAUCGUUGAUGUCUCAAAGGGAAAACCACAGGUCCACAUUAUAGAUUUUGGCAUUUGCUUUGGUUUCCAAUGGCCAUCACUAUUUGAAGAACUUGCAAAAAUAGAAGAUGGACCACCUAAGCUUCGGAUUACUGGUAUAGAAUUACCUGAGUCAGGCUUCCGACCAUAUGCUAGAAGUAAUAAUAUUGGGCUGCGAUUAGCUGAUUAUGCUAAAACAUUUAACAUACCCUUUGAAUAUCAGCAUAUAUCAUCAAAUAAAUGGGAAGCCCUCUCUCCUGAAGAUUUUAAUAUUGAGAAAGAUGAAGUUCUCAUAGUCAAUUGCAUUUACAGAAUAAAGGAUCUUGGUGAUGAGACAAUAUCAAUUAACAGUGCAAGGAGUAGGGUGCUCAAUACAAUUAGAAUGAUGAAGCCCAAAGUUUUUGUCCAAGGAGUGUUGAAUGGAUCUUAUGGUGUCCCCUUCUUUUUAACACGUUUCAAAGAGGUCAUGUACCACUACAAUUCAUUAUUUGAUAUGCUUGAUAAAAAUAUUCCACGAGAUAAUGAGACAAGAAUGAUAAUAGAGAGAGAUAUCUAUCAAUAUAUUAUGCUAAAUGUCAUUGCAUGUGAAGGACCAGAGAGGAUUGAGAGGCCAGAGAGUUACAAGAAGUGGAAGGUAAGAAACCUUAAGGCAGGACUGGUGCAGCUUCCAUUGAAUCCAGCCAUCGUCAGAGAAACACAAGAUAUGGUAAGAAAGGGUUAUCACAAAGAUUUUCUUGUCGACGAGGAAGAUCAAUGGUUAGUGUUGGGAUGGAAAGGAAGGAUACUCUAUGCAUCAUCCACAUGGCAACCAAAUGAUUCAGGUGACAGUGAUUAAGAAUGCGGGAUUUGCUACUUGACUACAAAGAAAGGUUUGACACACAAUGCAAUCUGCCAUUUGCAUACUUAUAGGGCUCUCAGUCUCAGAUUUCAUUGUUUGUGUGCAACUAACAGUGCAUUGCCAAACUAGUUGCUAUACAUGUUUUUCAGACACAUGUUCAUCGUUAUGUACUUAUGGACAUACCUGUUCCUAAGAAGUCAGCAUGUUUAGUAGCUUUUUUGGUGAUAAUAACUGAUAUGUGUUUUUAUCGUAUUCAUACUUAUCUUCAGAGUUCAGACAAGGCUAGUAUAAGAUUAUGUUUAGUAUGUUACGGCAACAUAUGUAAGUUGGAAAACAUUUGACCAGCUGUUUAUGUAGCGGGGAAUAUCAAAUCCGAAUUAUGUUUGAGCUACAU